Molecule: messenger RNA, 2541 nt
Organism: Microplitis mediator
Lineage: Eukaryota; Metazoa; Arthropoda; Insecta; Hymenoptera; Braconidae
Gene: Pngl
Product: peptide-N(4)-(N-acetyl-beta-glucosaminyl)asparagine amidase
Exons: 4
Coding region: 161-2080 (639 amino acids)
Biological process (GO): protein deglycosylation; protein quality control for misfolded or incompletely synthesized proteins; glycoprotein catabolic process
Cellular component (GO): cytoplasm; cytosol; nucleus
Molecular function (GO): peptide-N4-(N-acetyl-beta-glucosaminyl)asparagine amidase activity
Source: RefSeq, a predicted model, not a curated record
CAUUAAAUGUAAUCGUGGUUAUAUUGUUAUAUUUUUAUUCAAAUAAAAUCCAUCACAACUUUUCAAAAUUUAAAAUAUUAAAUAACAUUUGAAUUCUUAUUAGUUUUCUCGAUAAUUAUUUUACUGUUGACAUAUAAUUUAAAUUGUAAAAAUUAUUACAAUGAGUGAUAACUUGGGUUAUUGUUUGAGUCUGUUAGAAGAAAAUGACAUAAAAAUCCAACAAAGUGCAUUAAAAAUUUUAUGUGAACUCUGUGAUAAUAUCGUAAAAUAUCCCGAGGAACAUAAGUACCGUAAAAUUCGAAUUGCUAAUCCUUCAAUAACUGAUAAAUUAUUACCAGCAUCCGGUGCUAUUGAAUGUUUAUUUGAACUGGGUUUCAUAGAGGAUGGAGAAUUUUUUUCUUUGCCAAAAACUUCAUCAUUAUCGCAAUUACAAAAGGGUCAUAAGUUACUCAACGAAUUACGUAAUAAAGUAAUGUCUAAAACAAAAGUAGCCGCAACUCCAGCAAUUAAAUCAACUGGUGCUAAGCCAAAGGACUUAAAGCAAUCAAAGAAUUUUCUGGAAACAAUCGCCAGUACAUUUCAGGAAGUACUGCGAUAUGAAAACAAAGAGCUUCAGAAGUAUACAAAGCAUUUUGUACCAAUCGAUCGAUUACAACUUGAAGCCAUUAAGAAGAUGAGAGUUAUACAAAAAAAUUUAAAACUUAAUAAUUCAAAGUCGAAUAAUAAUGAAAGUCAUUUUUCAAUAGAACAUAAAAUGACAAUUGAAGAUUUAGUGCUAGUCGAGCUAGUGCAUUGGUUUAAAAAUGAGUUUUUCAGCUGGAUGAAUAGUCCAACCUGUAGAUUUUGUUCAAACAUAUGUAGCUUCCAUAGAAAUGAAUUUCGAAACGAUCCUCGAGUUUCGAGAGUUGAAGUACAUAAAUGCGAAUCUUGUGAAUCUGAAGAAGAGUUUCCAAGAUAUACGGAUCCUAAAAUAUUAUUAACUACUCGAAAAGGGCGAUGCGGAGAGUGGGCAAAUGCUUUCACAUUAAUUUCACGUACUUUUGGUUAUGACACAAGAAUUGUUUAUGAUCAGACAGACCAUGUGUGGUCAGAAGUAUGGUCGGUUGCUGAAAACCGUUGGAUCCAUGUCGACCCAUGCGAAGACGUCAUCGAUCGCCCUUUACUCUAUGAAAGAGGUUGGAAGAAAAAAUUAACCUACGUCAUUGCUUAUUCAAAAGAUGAAGUACAAGACGUCACUUGGCGCUACACCAGAGAUCCGGAGAUUUUUAAACGGAGAAAUCUCGUCAGUGAAAACAAUCUUUUGUCUUUGAUUGUGCGGCUAAAUGAAGAAAGGUUCAAUUUAUCUGGCCCGGAAUAUAGCGAUGCUAGAAAAAAGUAUGUUAUUAAGAGACGAUUAAUGGAAUUAGCUGAAUUAUUACCGGCUCCGCCGGGUGCAUUCAAAUUGUCGGAUAAUAGUGACAAUAAUGAUUACGGCGGAAGAAUAUCCGGUGAUGCGGCUUGGCGUUUAGCACGUGGUGAAUUAUCGGAAACACACGAGCCAUAUCUAUGGAAAGUUCCACCAGGAUUAAACGUAUUUAAAUUAAAUUAUUCAAUACUAAAAGAUGCUUAUGAAGUUUACGAUGAAUCGGAUAAAAGAAUCGAUGUAAAGGAAGGCUGGAGCGCGGGUGUAAAUAAAUAUGAAGGAGGUAUAUUUCGCAACACUGAACAAGAUUGGAAAAUGGUGUAUUUAGCAAGAUCACCCGGCAAUGAAAUUGGAAAAGUUACGUGGAGUAUAGAGCUACCGGAUGAACUUGAUAUAGAAUUGUUUGAGUUACGUGCCACUGUCGCUACCUUUGAUAACGCCAAUAUCCAGUGGACUAUUGAGGGCAUCAAUAAUGAUAACGUUAUCGUGUUGUCCGUAGAUGACUGUAAAUAUUAUAAAACAAAUCAACUUAAAGCACGUAAAAUAAACGUGACUGUGAAAUUAUUAGGAGGCAGCGGUGACGUUUCAUGGCAACAUGCGCAACUUUUCCGACAGAGUUUAAAUAACACGGAAAAUUAUUCUAUGCAAAUAUGCAUAACAUUCAAACAGAUGACGUAAAAUUAUAAUAUUUUUAUAAAGUUUUCUAGGUAAAUAAAAAAAAAUACGAGGUAUAGUCGAAUUCCAUUAACUCGGACGAGUUGGUCUGCGGAGCGGAAAUUUUCUGGAAAUCCCGACUUAUCGAAUGCCCCUACCCCUUUAAAGAGUGAACUACAGCGCAUGUUCUCAUAUAUAUAUAUAUUAGGGUGGUCGUUAAAAAUCAAAUUUUCUCAGACGCCCCAUAAAAAGCUUUUUAGUGAAAAAAUUUAUAGAUCAAAUUGAACAGAAUAUAGUAUAGUGCCAGAUAGCUCAACUGGUAGAGCACUCGGCGCGAUACCGAAUUGGUCUGGGUUCGAUUCCCAGUUCAGGCUGUCUAUGUUUUUCUCAAUUUAUCUAUAAAUUGUCUUAUUGAGAAGGUUUGCAUGUUUAGGUUUCCACUAUAUUUAAAUGGGGAAUUUUGUUUUUUUUUUUUUUAGUUAAAA